This is a messenger RNA of Phascolarctos cinereus (koala), 4289 nucleotides long. NCBI's taxonomy places the organism in Eukaryota, Metazoa, Chordata, Mammalia, Diprotodontia, Phascolarctidae. The record is from RefSeq and is a predicted model, not a curated record.
AACAAGAUGGCCGCCUCCGGGACUGUCUCCCGGUGACACGUUUCUCCAUCUCUGGGUCUCCCUUGGGGAGCCUUUCUCGCCAGCCGGAGUCAUGUCGUCCCCCGAGCUGAGAUAUAAUCGCUCUUCGAUGACUAACACUUUCCCUUUGGGGAAAAAGCUGCCAAGCGGCUUCUCCAGCGUCUCCUUCUUCCUCCAGCAGCUCUUCCACAAUGAUCCUUCGCUGGGUUUAGGCUUCGACGAAGCCGAGGAAGCCGAGGAAGAGGACAACGUGGAGGCUGAGGAGGAAUCAUCCGAGUCGGAAGAGGAGAUGCCCGUGGUGGAGAAUGAAUUUGAUGGAGUCCUCAGAGAAGAAGCAGUGGCUGAAGCACUCUGUAAAUUGGGCCGCUCAGGUCCUGGUACUGAGCAAGUCUACCUCAACCUAUCAUUACCAAACUCUGACUUAAUAGAUGUUUCCAUUCUUUGUGGAUAUUCUCACCUAGAGAACUUGGAACUGUCACACAAUAAAAUUAAUGAUCUGAGCUGUGUUAGUCACAUGCCUUAUCUCAUAGAACUAAAUGCUUCUUACAAUGAGUUGACUACUUUCUUCGGUUUCAAGCCACCUAAGAAUCUCAAGAAGGUGGAUUUUUCAUACAACAAAAUCCAGGAAAUGAAUGAUUUGCAUGCAUACCCAGGGCUCAGCAAACUAAUACUGGAUAACAAUGAAAUAAAGGAUAUCAAAGGACUAGAGAAUUGUAGAAAUCUAACUCAUCUUAGCUUGGCCAACAACAAAAUCACUAAAAUGGAGGGCUUAUGCAAUUUACCAAUCAAAAUACUCUGUCUGAGCAGUAACCAGAUUGAGGAAAUAACUUGCUUGGACAACCUGAAAACACUGCAGAACUUGGACUUAUCUGGAAAUAAAAUCAGUAGCUUACAAGGCAUAGAAAAUCAUGACCUUCUGGAAAUAAUCAACCUAGAGGAUAAUAAGAUUGCAGAGUUGAGUGAAAUAAAACACAUUGAAAACCUGCCACUUCUUCGGGUGCUCAAUCUUUUAAAAAACCCUCUUCAGGAGAAACCUGACUAUUGGCUCUUUGUCCUUUACACAUUGCCUCGACUAACAGAAUUAGAUCGGAAGAAGAUUAAAGUGGAACAAAAGGUUGAAGCAUUGAACAAGUACAACCCUCCCCCUGAAGUAGUUGCCGCUCAGGAUCAUCUGACCCACAUUGCAAACAGCAUGAUGCAGCCUCAGAGGAUCUUUGACAGCACCUUGCCUAGCCUGGAUGCUCCUUAUCCUAUGUUGGUAUUAGUUGGUCCACAAGCCGGAGGGAAACGUGAGCUUGCUCACCAACUUUGCAGGCAAUUCAGCACUUUCUUCAGACACGGUGCCUGUCAUACCACAAGACUGCCCUACUUUGGGGAAGGGGACCGAGUUGAUUAUCAUUUUGUUUCUCCUGAAGUUUUUGAUGAAAUGCGAUACUUGUUUCAGGGAAAAUUUAUUUUGACAUAUCAGUAUAACAAGGAUAAUUAUGGACUAAGUAGGGAUACUAUAGAAGGGAUUGCAAGAGAUGGUCUGGCAAGCUGUGUUCAUUUGGAAAUUGAGGGCGUGAGAAGUUUGAAACAUUCCUACUUUGAGCCUCGAUAUAUUCUGCUAGUGCCAAUGAACAAAGAAAAAUAUGAAGGGAAUUUGCGGAGAAUGGGGCUCUUUAGUCGUUCAGAGAUUGAAUUUUCUGUCUCGAGAGUUGAUUAUUAUGUUAGAAUAAAUCAAGAUAAUCCAGGUUACUUUGAUGCAUUGAUCAAUACAGAUGAUAUGAAUCUUGCAUACCAGAAACUGUGUGAGCUCAUUAGACAAUACCUUGCUUUGUCUGACCAUCUUGAUAGCAUCAUACCCGGCACUGAAGAUACUAACAAGGAGAUGCUUAACAGGAGAUCACCAGAAAAUGAAGAAUAUUUCUGGCACCUUUCUUCGAAUGCUCUUUUCAGUGACUUUCUGGACUCCACGGACAGAAAUUAUGUUAUUAGCUUAUCAGCCAAACUUUCAGCAGAAGAAAUACCAGCGGAAAUCAUUUCUAUGCAGAAACGGCGUGAGGCAGCUCGGCAGGCCCUAAUGGGAAAGGUUCCCCCAGAUUGCACUAUCCUGUUUCAAAGGGGUCCAGUACCAACCCCAUUGUCGACCAUUGCCCAUCUAGACCGAACUUCACCUACAAGGGUGUGGUCUAAAAACAGGUUUGCUGGGGACAGCAACCUUAUUCCCCCACCAUGCUUUUCUGAAGGAGUCAGUUACAGAGAAUCAUUUAUCAUGUCUAAAGCUCCUGCAUUAACAACAUUUGCUCAUUUUCCUAAAGAGGCGUCUCUCAUGACUGACAUCUCAAGUCCUAUAACAUCAGAUGUAUCAAAAGCUUUUCCUACAGUAGAAACAGCAAAAGAACAGUUAAUUAAACCUUCAUUUGAAUCAUCUGAGAGAAAGCUCAAAGUAAGACCCACCGGAUACCAAUCCACCAUCCAGCCAGGUUCCAACACCAAAGUCAUCCUCCCUCCCAUACCACAAUGCCGAAAAUAGGCCAGUACCGAAUGUCUGCCUUCAAGGAGAAAACAUUGCUUCGCUCAUGCCCAAGCCUUCUAUCUAACCUGGCUACUGAUUCUAACUUUAUCUUACACAGCCAGAUGCCUACAAAAGAAUGCUCCAUGUGCCUUUGGUACUCUCAAUCAGUCUCUUUAUAACUCUCUGAAUAGCUUCUGUCUUUUCAAAAGAAAAAUGUGAUUUAUUUUUAGCUUCAAAAAAUGACAUUUCAGUUUUCUCCAUAGCUAUAAAUGAUUUUCCCAGCUGUUUCUUGCUUUGAAAUGUCACAGAGAGCAGAAAUCUCCUAAGAUCCAUGUGAUGAUAUGUUCAUGGUGAUUUUAAAAUAUUUUUAGGACUACACUUGGGGGCCAGCCUUAAGACUUUCCACUUGUCCCCUUGAAAUAUUGGUAGAUAUUCUAUAAUGAAUUGUUGUCCUAUUUAGAUUAAGAAAGGAUUGGGGAAUUACAUAUUAUUUGUGGCUAACAUGCACCAGCUAUCUCUUUCAAAGGGAAUUAUCUUUUCAAAAAAAAUUUACAUUUAAAAGUAUGAAGUAUUAAUGUGAAUUUCUUCAAUAUGAUUUUUAUUUUAAGUUGUAACCAUUAUUCCCUUGAAUUGCUUCAACAAUAUUAGGAAAUAAAGAAAAUAAUGUUACUCCCUUCUGUUUCAAUUGGCUAAAUAUUGUGGUCUAGUAGAAAUGGUUUUCUGACCCAUGUUAAUCUUCAUGAUUAUUAGAAGCAGAGGGAAACCUUAUCUUUACAGAAAAAAAUCUAGGCAGUAACAGAGAUAUUUCAUUGGGUUUUAUUUUUCCAAAUGUCUUCUAAAAAUUGUUUUUGAAUCACAACCCUUGUUCCUUUUGUGUUCUUGAUUAGAGACCAUCCACUUAAGAGUUGGUACCCUAUUUCACUUAGAUUUGAAGCUCAAUGGCAUGGAUCUUUCUGGGCUUUGUAAGACAGAUUAUGUUGUUAUCAGUAUACAAGUUUUCAUAACAUUUUUAACUUCUCCCCACACUUAGAUUAAACUGUAUGAGUCCUGACCAAAAUUCUCAGUAGGAUCCAUUUUAUUAACUUUGCUCAUCAUCAUUAAAUCAAAUUAUUAAUAGAGAAAUCAUGGUAAUGGUGCUGGCCUUCAGCCAAGAAGACCGAAGUUCAAGUUCAGUUUAGGACACAGACUAGCUUUGUGACCCUGGGCAGGCGAAUUUCAGUGUCCCAGGCAGUGCAUUAAAAGUCGCAAAAUUUUUGGCAAACAACUUCAGUUGCCAAUCUGAAGUAGUAGAGAACUUCCCUAUCUUAACAAAGCCAUAGGGCCAUCCCCACAGGUGCAUAUUACAGUAGUUCUAGUGUAAUUUUAUAUCUCAUGCUUGGCUACAUUUUCCUAUUGAUGCAAGUAGUGACAAAUAACAAAGAAUUUCAAGAAUUCAGCCUGUGAAUAAUUGCUUCAGUUAAAAUAAAAUUGGCUGAUGUGACAUUCUAUCAAUUGAAAAUCUAUUAAACAGCAUUUCCCAUAUUUCACCAACACCAUAAAAAUUGAUGUUCAUGAUGAUGUCCCCAAGGCACAGCAAGCUUCUGGAGGACCUUCACAAAGCACAUUUGGGCCCAAUACAAAGAAAACAUAUCCUAGCAAUUAAAGCUGUCUCAACAUGGAAUGAACUACCUUGUAAAGUAGUAACUUCCCUUUCACAGAAGAUCUUCAAGUUAGGGUUGGAUGGCCACUUAUUGGAAACAUAAAUGGGUAGAGAUUAGACCUUUAAUUUCCCACA